AUGGAGGGAGGGGCUUGGAACGAGUGGCCAAGCGAGGCACAGUCCCAAACGCCCACAGCUUCUGCUCCGGUCACCACAGAACCCCGUCUGCUAGCAGGUGCCCUCACUGGGCCCAAAACGAGGCUGCGCGCGCCUGAGAGGCCCCGCCCCCAAGGCGCGGGCGCAGCCACGCCCCCUUCCCGGUCAUUCCCUCUCCGAAGGAAGCAAGAGGGAGAAGGCUUGGUGCUUUGCGAAGGGCGCAGCGCUCCUCCUCCACUUCCUCCUCCCGCGGGAAGCUCGGGGUGGCCGCCAGAGCAGCCGAGCCCAGGCUCCUCCCCUCCCCGCCCCCUGCCCGGGAGCGGCCUGCCUUCCACUCCGCCCGCCGAGAUGGCGCUCGACCCCGCAGAACAGCAUCUCAGACAUGUUGAAAAAGAUGUUUUGAUCCCUAAAAUUAUGAGAGAAAAGGCCCGUGAAAGAUGUUCUGAACAAGUUCAAGAUUUUACCAAAUGUUGCAAGGACUCGGGAGUCCUUAUGGUAGUAAAAUGCCGGAAAGAAAAUUCUGCAUUGAAAGAAUGUCUAACUGCUCACUAUAAUGAUCCAACCUUUUAUGAAGAAUGCAAAAUGGAAUACCUGAAGGAAAGGGAAGAAUUUAGAAAAACUGGAAUUCCUACCAAGAAAAGGCUACAGAAGCUUCCCACAAGCAUGUAGACAAAUAUUCAGGUGAUACUCAAGAACCCUAAUAUUCAUGGAAAUCACAAUCACCUGAAAUAAGACUCCAGGAAGUGUGUUUGCAUUAUCCUAAAUUAUGGAAAUAUUAAUUUUAUGUGAAAUAAAGAUUUUUAAAA
Messenger RNA from Ceratotherium simum simum (southern white rhinoceros), 824 nucleotides. RefSeq names its product C-X9-C motif containing 1 (gene CMC1). NCBI's taxonomy places the organism in Eukaryota, Metazoa, Chordata, Mammalia, Perissodactyla, Rhinocerotidae. The record is from RefSeq and is a predicted model, not a curated record. Gene Ontology annotation, cellular component: mitochondrion.